Molecule: messenger RNA, 2409 nt
Organism: Paramecium tetraurelia
Lineage: Eukaryota; Ciliophora; Oligohymenophorea; Peniculida; Parameciidae
Exons: 3
Source: RefSeq, a predicted model, not a curated record
AUGAAAGGCUAUUGCUUUUAACCAAGCUCAAAAGAAAUUUUAGAAAAUCUGCAAACUAACUACCAAAGUCCUCAUCUUGAAUUAGUUUCUACAACCCACAGAAUAAUGGCCAUGUCAACAUAUUAGAGACCAAAGACAAUCAAAAGAAACACCACUAUUUCCAUCUUUACAUAAUAAAACGAAAGUGAAUCGACCAGAAAAUCUCAGAGGUGGAUAUUCUUGUUGAAGAAGUAUGUCACUCUUGUGAGAAUAUCAAUUAGCUUUAUAAAUUCCUUAAAAGAAUAUUAGAAGAAAUAGAAAAUAGAAAGACUCGAUUCAAAACAAUGGAAGAAGGAAUCCAUAUUACCAUUUUAUCCUGAUGAUUUUUUCAUUAAAAAAUGGAGGAUAUUCAUUGAAAUUCUAACAUUUUCAAGUGUAAUCUUGUAUCCAAUAUACAUCAGUUUCGAAGUGAAUCAUGUAAUUGAUUUAGUAGUUAUUGCAUUUGAUAUACUCUUCCUGAUAGACAUUGUAUUGAAUUUCCUCACUGGAUACAUUGAUGAAUGCAAUAAUUUAAUAAUUGAUUUUAACUCCAUUUUUAAACAUUACUUAAAAACUUGGCUCCUUUUUGAUGUUUUGUCUGUAUUCCCAGCUAUUAAUUAUGAAAAGGAAUGGUUUAAAAAGUUCAAAAUGAUUAGAGUUCUUAAGUACUUUUUAAAUAACAAAGAAGUCACAUAUAAAGGACAAGAAAAUUACAUUUAAUUUAUCGAGUCUUUGAAUCCUGAACAAGAAUUUAUUUUAAAAAGCGGAACCAAAUACCUUCUAAAUGUGAUGAUAACAACUUGUUUAUUGAUACAUAUAUUUGGGUGUUGGCAGCAUUUCUUCGAUUCGGGAGAUUACAUAACAAAUAUUUACUGGUCAUCCCAAACCAUUACAACUGUUGGUUAUGGUGAUAUCAAAGCUAACUAUGAAUUUGCAGUUUUUUGGAUGAUCGUUGGAGUGGCAUUCUACUCCUUCACUAUUGGAGACUUUGCUUUAAUGAUGUCAAAAUCAAAAGUAAAUGAAGAUCAAGAUCUGUUGUUUUUGAUAGAACAAUUAGGCCACACGUAAAAUUUCCCUGAAAAAUUGAAGCAUAAAUUCUAAUUGUUUGUAAAAAACAAUCUCUAUCAUAAUUAAUUCUGGUUAGUUGAGUAUAAGACUAUGGCCAAAGAACUACCCCAUAAUUUAAGACUAUACCUAACAUUAAGCACUAUGCUUGAUGUGUGUAAAUAAAUUCCAUUGUUUUUAUAUGAUAUCAAUUAUACAUCUUUAUUGUUGUUAAACAUAAGAUAUUUGAUUGUUGAAGAAGGAUUCGUGUUAUAUAGAGAAGGUCAGAGUUCUAGUGAAAUCUUCUUUUUAUUAUAAGGAGAUAUUCGGAUUAUGACAAAAGACAAGACCAUUCUAUUGAAUAUUUUGGAAGGAACAAUUUUUGGAGAGUUUGAAGCCAUCGAAGAGAAAUUAAGAGGAACUUAUUGUGUUGCCUAAAAAAAAUCUAUUUGUUUAGUUAUUCCCUAUAGAAUAUUAAGAAGAGUUAUGUCACAAAGUUAAAUUUUGGAUUUCGAAAUCAGACAGCUGCAUUUAAGAAGAAGGAGACUAAUCAUCAACAAUUUUAUAGAAGAAAGAAGAAGAAAAAAUGCUUAUAAAAGGUAGGAGGUUCGAUUUUAUACAUAAUCCUUUAUACAAAUGACGAAAGAAGAAUAUAUUCUGAAUAAAAAGACAAUCCAGAUAUUAAGUGUCGAAGAAUACAAUAAAUAAUUACUGAAUAAGAUAAUAGGUUAAAAGUUAUAAAGACUGUCCUUAUUUUUGGUCAAAUUCAAAAGAUCUGUUUAAAGAGUAAUUGAAAUGAAUCAUCAAUUAGAUGAAACUAUUCCAGAAUAGUGGAGAGAGUUGAGUAAUUACCAAUUAAUAAAGAGAGUCUUCCCUAAGGAGUAUUUGUCAUAGAAAUUUUAAUAGAUUUCCUUAUCAAGAAAAUCAUCAUCUGUUCAUUCUUCUGGGAGUAAGUUAAGCAAGAUGAAAUAUUCUACUUAUAGUUAACAAUAUUUUUUUCAAAAGCUUCCUGAAAUUAGAUUAAAACACAUUGUUUUACAACAUAUUAGAUUAACUAAAAAUAAAUUCGUGCCAUUAUAAUAAAUAGUUAACAAAUACUCAGAAGAUCCUGAAUAACUUAAUUUAAAGAAAAAGGAAAAUGUUGAACGGUCAGUAUGGACCAAAAAAUUUACAAAGAUUUCUCAAACUGUUAUUUUAAGAAUUGAUCAAAUCUAAGAUAGUGGUGAUAAAUGUCAUGAUAUAAUGUAAUCAAUAAUAAAAAUUGAAAAAUUAUGGUUAAAGGGAUCUAUGUACAAGUUUGAAUGGUUUCAAAAUCAACAUGGAAAACAGAAAGAAUUUUUAAUAUGA